Molecule: messenger RNA, 768 nt
Organism: Cylindrotheca closterium
Lineage: Eukaryota; Bacillariophyta; Bacillariophyceae; Bacillariales; Bacillariaceae
Source: the annotation of a GenBank genome assembly
AUGAGCAGACAACGAUCCAAACGACGAAGGAAAACCCAAGCGGCGCUCACUGACGAGCAAAUCCGAUUGUUGGACCAAGUCGACUUUCCAUGGGAACCAAGAAAAGAAAGAUUUGAGAGGGGAUGGAUUGUCAAGUAUCAAGAACUAGCCCGCUUGUAUGAGAAAGAUGGGCAUCCGAAGGCGGUCAAAUAUCAAAGCUCUCUGUCUGCCUGGAUGAACAAACAAAGGCGACGACGAUUUGGAAAGGGCGACCAUAAACUGCUCACUGAUAAGCAAAUUCGACUGUUGGAUACUAUUGAUUUUCCCUGGGCUCCUCACGAGAUCGGCUGGCACACCAAGUAUCAGGCACUCGUCGACUUUUACAAAGAACACGGGCAUGUGAAUGUGCAGAAUGGAAGUAGUUUACACAAUUGGGCGAGGAAUCAGCGUAGCAAACGGGUUGGAAAGGGGUUCGGCGCGCCACUCACGAGGGAACAAAUCCGAUUAUUGGAUGGCAUUGGCUUCACCUGGGCUCCGACAGGAGGUCCACAUCAAAUUGCCUGGCAAAAGAAAUACCAAGAACUAGCCGAAUUCUACAAAACGUAUGGGAAUCUAAAGGUGAAGGCACCAAGUAGUUUGUACACUUGGAUGCGGACACAACAAUACAGGCGAGCGGGAAAGGGGGCUUGCCUGCCUCUGACUGAUGAACAAAUCCGACCGUUGGAUGAAAUUUGUUUCCCUUGGCGGGCCCCAAGAAUUCGAGGUUCUGGUGGGGCGAACGAGGCAUGA